AUGACUCAUUCAAUGAGUAGUCCUAAGAAUAUACAACUAGUAUUCGAGACAUAUCAGAAGGCUCGGCUUGCAUUUGUCCAGUCAAUAGCCGAGUUGGCGACCAGAUCAACGAACGUGAAAUGUCUAGAGAGCGCUGGAGUAAUUGAAUUACUUCGCCCUCUGGUAUCGGACGCUUAUAGUACGGUGCGUCAGUGUGCUGUUGUAGCAGCAGCGAGGCUGGCCGAACACGACGAGGGAGUGGCCAGGCAGUUGCUGAACGGGGGCAUGGUCACUACCGUGCUAGAAAACCUUCACAAAUAUAAUGUAUACUACAAGAGAUCAGCGUUAUAUUUAAUGAGAGCUAUUGCCAGGCAUAACGAUGAACUUGCCUCUAUGAUUGUACGUCUUGGUGCAUUGGAACACAUAGUAACAUGCCUCGAGGACUUUGAUACGCAAGUAAAAGAAAAUGCAGCUUGGGCUUUGGGCUAUAUUGGAAAGCAUAAUGAACAAUUAGCUGGUCAAGUUAUUGACGCUGGAACUCUUCCUUUGUUAGUGCUUGCAUUUCAAGAACCUGAAAUAAGUCUUAAACAGAUCACAGCGGGUGCACUCGUGGAUCUGGCGCAACACAAGCCGGAAGCCGUGGUCGAUGCGGGUGCAAUAUGUCAUUUAGUUCGUGGGCUAGAUAAUCAAGACCCAAAAUUGAAGCGUAGCGUGCUGUGUGCACUGAGCGCGGUUGCUGGCGGGCGGGCGGAGCUGGCGGAGGCCGUGGUGGCGGGCGGCGCGCUGCCGCCGGCGCUGCUGCACGCGGCGCACCACGCGCCGCCCGUGCGCCGCGCCGCCGCGUGCCUGCUCAGGGACAUCGUUAAACACUCCAUUGAAUUGGCGCAAUUAGUAGUUAACACGGGAGGUUGUGGUCCACUCGUAGAGCUGUUGGCUGAAAGUACCGGAGGUUCGCGCGUGCCAGCUUUCAUGGCGCUUGGCUUUAUUGCAGGACAAUCAGAUCAACUUGCCAUGGCUGUUAUCGAAUCAAAGGCAGUUCCACCUUUAGUGGAGAUCCUCCAGAAUAACGAGGCAGAAGAAGCUGAGAUAUGUGCGGCCGCUUGGACUUUGGGUCACAUUGCUAAACAUUCCCCUCAACAUAGUUUAGCAGUAGCUGUUGCUAACGCUUUUCCAAGAUUAUUGCAGUUAUACACCAAUCCAAAAUCAUCUGAAGAAAUAAAAGCUAGAGCAUUGUGUUGCUUGAAGCAGUCACUACAAUGCUGUCUGCACAGACCUGCACUUGAGCCACUUUUACAUGCAGCCCCUGCGUGUGUCUUGAAAUAUGUACUGGCACAAUAUGCAAAGAUAUUACCAAAUGAUGCAAGAGCUCGUAGACUAUUUGUAUCGACUGGAGCAUUAAAAAGAAUACAAGAAAUAGAUACAGUCCCAGGCACAUCUCUUAAAGAAUAUAUCAAUAUAAUAAAUAGUUGCUUUCCUGAAGAAAUCGUAAGGUUUUAUACACCUGGUUAUUCCGAUUCAUUACUUGACAGAGUUGAAACUUACACGCCUCAGAUUCCAGAGUUAUUUACUGAUCGUGUACCAAGUGAUUGUCAAAGCGAGUUAAAAUUAGAAAAUUGA
Parnassius mnemosyne (clouded apollo) is the source of this 1596-nucleotide messenger RNA. The record is from the annotation of a GenBank genome assembly. NCBI's taxonomy places the organism in Eukaryota, Metazoa, Arthropoda, Insecta, Lepidoptera, Papilionidae.